AUGGAGAUUGGAUACAGAUGCGUAAUGGGAUUAAAUGCUAUAAAGGAUAGGGAAUCAAAUCCUGAUCGGGCGAGAGAGAAAAUAGAACAUAAUAUUAAUUUCUUAAAGGAAAAUCUUAAGUUAGAUGCUAGGCAGUUUGAAGUGGACGAGUAUCUCUGCGAUGCUCUUGGGAAAAAGAUAAAUGCCAUCGACCCUUCAGGCCUUUCGUGGCAAGACCCAGAAGCAAAUAUGGUCUUAUGCGAUAAAUCAAAGAUCAUAGAAAAUUUAGGAGACAGACAGAAGCGGGUCUUUAUGAAAUCGGGGGUUCCAAGAGAGAUGAGGAACAUUCCCCACAAUAAUAAAUGGAAAGAUAGCAAUUCGGUUCUUGUAAAAGUAGUAGACCGUAUUUUAGCUGUACUUGGUGAGAUUUGGAAUAACCCGGCAUUUGCAACAAGAGCGUCUUGUGAUGAACAAAGUGAGGGGAUGUAUAUUACAGAUGUUGUUGUUCCCUUGCUCCAAAGCGGAAUGUCAGAGUAUAGCUAG
Entrophospora sp. SA101 is the source of this 522-nucleotide messenger RNA. The record is from the annotation of a GenBank genome assembly. Lineage: Eukaryota; Fungi; Glomeromycota; Glomeromycetes; Entrophosporales; Entrophosporaceae.